Syngnathoides biaculeatus (alligator pipefish) is the source of this 2849-nucleotide messenger RNA. RefSeq names its product synaptopodin 2-like a (gene synpo2la). Bases 315 to 2849 code for a protein of 844 amino acids. Gene Ontology annotation, biological process: positive regulation of actin filament bundle assembly. Lineage: Eukaryota; Metazoa; Chordata; Actinopteri; Syngnathiformes; Syngnathidae. The transcript has 8 exons. The record is from RefSeq and is a predicted model, not a curated record. Gene Ontology annotation, cellular component: Z disc; nucleus; actin cytoskeleton. Gene Ontology annotation, molecular function: actin binding.
GCCGUCCCUCGCUCAUUUGGGGAAAGGCAUUCCUCCGUGUAAGCAGACCCCCCCCCAUCGUGCUCUCCGCCGGGAUGGUUGGGGCGGGGUGUGUUUGUGCGCGUGCGUUCAGGUAUGAGCAUCAGCCUCGGGGCCCGGCUUAGAAAAAUGUCAGCGCUCGGACAGUGCGGCAGGCAAAGCGUAGGUGGGAGCGUUUGAGGGGGGCCCUUAGUGCUAUCCAUGGGGCCAAGGUGUUGAGGGGCCCCGCCCGGGCAAGGACCAAGAACAAGAAGACAAGAUAAAAGGCAAAAAAAAAAGUUGAGAGAAAAAAAAAAAUGGUUGCGGAGGAAGUUUUGAUUACGUUGUCCGGUGGAGCGCCGUGGGGCUUCCGUCUGCAGGGCGGGGCGGAGCACCACAAGCCACUGCAGGUGGCCAAGGUGCGCAAACGCAGCAAGGCCUGCAGAGCCGGGUUGAGGGAGGCGGACGAGCUGAUGUCCAUCAACGACCGGCCAUGUGACGCGUUAUCCCACGCCCAGGCUAUGAACCUCAUAGACGCCUCCCCGGGAACACUACACAUCCGUGUCAAAAGAGUACCUGCUGGGUUUCAAUCUGUUGUGCUUGUGACCCGUGCCCCUUCUCCUCGCAUCGACAAGGAAUACCGUGCUUCCCUGCAGAACCCGUCAGCCACCGACGUCCACCAAGCGCCGCUCCGCGAGGUCCACCGCGGCCGAUCGUCUCGGGCCCGCGGCCUGACUUCGCCGCCCGGUAGCGAGGCCUACUACGGCGAAACCGACAGCGACGCGGACGUAGCGGCUUACGAGAGGCAGCGGCGUCAGAAACGACGCAGCCCCAACUCCAACCCGGGGAAACAGACGGGAUGGACCUCCCCUGGGGGAGGGGAGACGUCAGAGAUGAGUGGCUAUGACAGCGCCCCAGAUGCAAACGCUUAUCUAAAUUCCUCGGAAGGAUUUGGGGGAGGUGAAAACGGGGGGCUGCCAGGGGUAGCGCGAAGAGAAGUGAUUUACCAGCCCACCGGUCCAGGAAUGUGGUCCUCCCACACCUCAACCGAGACAUCUUCCAACAUCUCGUCAGCAGAUGACCAGGGGCCACGAGAUGGAGACCGGGAGGAGGACUUCCUGGAGCUUGCUAACGUCCCUUUAGUAUCCCCCGAGAGGGCAAAGGAGGCACUGAUGCUGGGUUCUCGGAGCCAGCUCGUGCCCAUGGUGGGGCCUGUCAAUAACCCAAUUGAUGAGGAAUUGACGACAACCUACAUGGAAAAGGCCAAGCAAGCCAAGCUUCACCGGGGAGACACGCCACAGGACAAGCACGUAAAGGAAGCCCGAAGUAAGUGUAAAACUAUCGCAUCCCUGCUGACGGCCGCUCCCAAUCCUCACUCUAAAGGGGUGCUGAUGUUCAAGAAAAGGCGGCAGCGCUCCAAGAAAUAUACCCUCACAAGCUUUGGCAGCGUGGAUGAGGAUCAGCGCCGGGACUCUCAAGAGGAAGAUGGGCCGUUACUCGGCAGUGAGUCCGAAUUUGAGGAAGAGGGCUUUUCGUCCGCUCCUGACCCAACUUGGGACAGUGACUACCUGAAUAUGCUCGAGAAGAGGGCGACUGCCGGUGUCGAGGGCCGCGGGGAUAGGGAGGAGGAUGCUCCAAGUCCAGGUUUGAAUGCUACCGCAGGGAAGGGUGCCCAGUUGUUUGAACAGCAAAGGAAAAGGGCUGCUGAGCAUGCCAAGAAGGUGGAGGAAACACAGUCUCAGGUGGUCGAGCGAGGCCAGAUGUUCUAUCCAGACAUGCGGCAAGAUAUGUAUCAAGCCCAAGCAACCUUUAGCGUAUCGAAUGGAGAGGCGUCCCAAGCCACCGGUGGAACUAGAACCGUGGUGACGCAAGGAGGACCCAGGUCGGCCAUUUCCUCUGUGGAUAUGAUCAUUGGCAGUCCACCACCAGGAGAGACACCCAUACCAGAAGCCCCUGCCGACCGUGGCUUCAGCUCCACCAGAGCAUAUGGUAUCACCUCGGCCGCAGCCCGUGACGCCAGCUACACCACAGAAGGAAACAAUGCAGCAGUCAGCACAGGGAAGAUGCCACCCCCAGUAGCACCCAAGCCUCGGGUUCUGCAUGAGGCCCCAGAGAUCAUUCAGGCAGGAGGCAAGGGGGCUCAGCUCUUUGCCCGCAGACAGAACCGCAUGGGUAUGUAUUUAGUGGAUGCCCCUCCACAGACCCAUCACCAACAGGAAGUGUCCUUGCACGGUGCUGUACAACCCCCUGACCACUCCUCCUCUCAAUGGAAAUACUCCUCCAAUGUGCGUGCCCCUCCUCCCAUCGGGUAUAACCCACUCCUGGGCCCCUCUAUCCCCACAGGGCCCCAGAGGAACAUGGGCAAGCCAAGCAGCAAGGGGAAAGGUGCUCCUCAGCGAGAGGGCAUCCAAGCGCUGGAUUUCAUGAGAAGACAGCCCUACCAACUAAACUCUGCCAUGUUCAACUACUCAAUGGCGGGCAGCUCAUUAAUGUCACCGAAGCAGAUACCCGUAAAAACGGUCCGCACCUACGAGAUCAAGAGAUUCUCAACACCAACACCUAUGUCCGCUCCCACUCUGGUUCCCAAAGUCCUCGCACCUCGUUCAGCCACUACCCUCGGCGAGCGUAUAAAUCACUCUGACAUGACCACUCCACCUCCUGCAACACAUUACAGUCCGGCGUCCUACAACACCGGCCUCCGGGGAGCCAAGCAGUUCCAGAGUGCUCCUGAGCUCAGCAUUCUUUCGUCGUUGCCCCCCCUCAAAGCCAACCCGGUCCAGGCACCCAAACCGCGUUUUGUUGCCACCAAGGGGGGGGUUUUGCCUGGCGUGUGGAGACCUGCGGCAAUUUAA